Molecule: messenger RNA, 981 nt
Organism: Toxorhynchites rutilus septentrionalis
Lineage: Eukaryota; Metazoa; Arthropoda; Insecta; Diptera; Culicidae
Gene: sel
Product: protein seele
Exons: 1
Coding region: 189-809 (206 amino acids)
Cellular component (GO): endoplasmic reticulum
Source: RefSeq, a predicted model, not a curated record
ACUGCAUGCCGGACCAAUCAAACACGGUAACGUGUUUAUUUUACUUCGUAAACAUCGAACGUUCAGGAAAACCCGAAAAACCCGUUUUAUCAAGCUUUGAGUCCAAUAGUUGUAAUUUUCCCAUCGGGUGACAUACAUCGCAAUUUAGUUGCAUUUAUUAAUCUUCUUUAGCAAAUAAUAUAGUGAAUAUGAAGACUGAAACGGGUUACCUCCUGGCCAUGGUGACAAUAACGCUGGUCGGAUUGACCGGUCCCGCAUCAGCUCAACAUCCAGCAGCCCGUCCAAUUAAUAGCAAAGAGGUCAAGUGUCUCGUGUGUAAAGCCACAAUGAACGAAAUGGAAUCUGCGGUUUCGAAAAUUGAUCCAAGGAAGAAGAUUGACGUGGGAGAUUACCGGCUGGACGCAACCGGCGAUUCUAAAAAGAGGAAGACCAUCUCGUACGCUAAAUCCGAGAUGUACUUGACGGAACUGAUGGAGUCGGUUUGCGAUCGGAUGGAUGACUACGCGAAGGCCCGAUACAAGAAAAGUGGACGACCUACCAUCCUGAAAAUGAUGGUCGAUUCUGGCAUGAAUCCGGAAAUGUCGGAAGUGGACUUUGUCCAGGAGGGAGAUUUAAACAAGAGUCUCAAACAUCUCUGUCUGGAAAUCGUGGAAGAUCAAGAAGAGGCUAUCCUUAAGCUAUUUCAGCAGGAAGAUGAAAUCAAGGAUACCGAUAUUAAGCUGUGUUCCGAGAUGGCAAAUGUGUGUAACGACGAACCGAUUGAGGAGGAUUAUGAGUACGAGGGGGAUGAGGAUCGGGAUGAGCUUUAAGGGGGCAACUUGAAGCCAUAGUUGCGAUAGAUGAACAAGGUUGAACUGAACUGUGAGAACGAGAACAAGUACUAAAAUUAUUUCCAAUAAUAGAGCAUUAUUACUAGCGUUGCUUUGUUAACGAGGAUUGAUAUAUUUUAAGAGGAGGAAUAAAAACGUUUUUUCUGUGAAA